This is a messenger RNA of Jatropha curcas, 811 nucleotides long. RefSeq names its product HSP20-like chaperones superfamily protein. The record is from RefSeq and is a predicted model, not a curated record. NCBI's taxonomy places the organism in Eukaryota, Viridiplantae, Streptophyta, Magnoliopsida, Malpighiales, Euphorbiaceae.
AAGCCUUCAACUUACCUUCAGGAAAUAAAAGCCAAACCUAAUAAUCCUGCAAUGACAAGUUGCAAAGUUCUUGAAGUUCAUACAAAAGAUCAAACUCCACAUAAAUGGAGUGUUUCAUUAACUGAAGAAGUGUAUAAAAGAUUUUGCUCACAAGGAAAUCAAAUUGUGCAGAAGAUAUUCCGCGACGGAUCACUCUUUAGUCCAUUGUUGUUUGGCAAGUUUUUCGAUCCUUCAGAUGCAUUUCCAUUGUGGGAAUUCGAGUCUGAUGUCUUAUUAUCUAGUCUUCGAAGCUCCGGCAAGACUAAUGUUGAUUGGUUCCAAACAGAUGAAGCUUAUGUAUUAAAAGCAGACCUACCAGCAGGAGUUGGGAUAAACACAGUGCAAGUGUAUGCAGAAAAUGGGAAGAUUGUGGAAAUUAGUGGGCAAUGGAACCAACAAAGGGAGACAAAAGCAAAAGAUUGGAGAAGUGGGAAUUGGUGGGAGCAUGGUUAUGUCAGAAGGCUUGAGCUGCCAGAAGAUGCAGAUUGGAGAAAAAUAGAGGCAUAUUUGAACAAUGAUAUAUUUCUAGAAAUAAGAAUCCCCAAGAACUCUGUGGAUUGUGAAGCUAAUGACAGUACUGUAGCCAAAAAUUCUGAUUCAGUGUAAAUUUGAUAUUAGAAUAAAAGACAUGUAAAAAAAAACAAAGCAUGUUAGUUCUAACAUUAUGAAAUCUUGUACAUCAUUUUAAUUAGUAUGGACCUUGUAAGAACAUAUUUUAGUUCACACUUGCCCCAGAAAGGGAAAUGGUCAUUCAUCCAAGAUUUAGCCAUAA